CGCGACGUCGUCGCUGCUGAGACUCAGUCGUUUCCAUUUGCGUGGCGCACACCAUCCCUGAAAAAGAUCGAGCUGAGCCUGAGGAGACGCAUAACCGCCCAUCGCUACCAUUCGCUUCGCACUCCUCCGCGCUUAGUAGCUGAAAGCUCCCAACGCACGCCGGAACGCAAUAGAGAACAUGUCCCGCCAGAGAUACACGCCCGAAGACGUACUUGAGUUGGAAGCGCCGACGGAGUCCUUCCUGUGCCCGCUGAGCGCCAAUAAGUAUGGCAUUGAGUUCUUACACUUCUCCAUCUCGGACUUCGAGUCCAAGCGCAAGAUUUUUGAAAUCGGCAAGGACCGGCCAGGCAAGGCUGUGCCCAAGAUGGAUAUCUCACACGCGCGCGGAGAGGGCGCUUAUCGCACCAUCCGCUACGAGUUUUCCGAAGACGUGCUGCGACUGCCGGCCAUCGCCACGGAGCUUGAGUUCUCCGUUGGUCCACACGAAGUGCAUAACCUGCGUAUGAUCGAGCGCCACUAUUUCCGCGACGAGAUCGUCAAGAGUUACGACUUUAACUUCGGUUUCUGCAUCCCGUCCAGUGUGAACACGUGGGAGGCCAUCUACGCCAUGCCCCCACUGGACGAUGAACUGAUCAGCGAUAUGGUGGCACAGCCCUACGCAACGGUCUCCGACAGUUUCUACUUUGUAGGAGACGAACUCAUCAUGCACAACAAGGCCGAGUACAAGUACAUCCCUGAGGACAGAGCACAGGCCAAGAAGUCUUACUAUAACAGCGACGACGAGGACGACGCCAAGAGCGACACCAAAGGCGGAAGUAGUCGCGCCGACGAAAAAGGAUCCGGUGCCAAGGGCUCUGGAGGUGCCAAGUGGUCCAAGGAGGACGAUUACGACUAACUUAUAUCGCUGUAAUCUCCUUCAUUAGCACACUUCGCGCUACGAUAUUGCAUGCAAUAACCAACGUCUUAUCGAUGCCAAUGGAUAAAGUAUACGAUAUGUCACUCUGAAGAAGCAACGGUAAGCUUACGCUCUCGCCGACUGUUGUGUCGCUCCAAUGAAAAUGUAGAAGUAGAGAUGUAUUGAGCUUCUUGGUAAUAUACCCUAUUCACUCUCA
Phytophthora nicotianae INRA-310 is the source of this 1112-nucleotide messenger RNA. RefSeq lists its product as hypothetical. Gene Ontology annotation, molecular function: lipid binding. Gene Ontology annotation, biological process: cilium assembly; lipoprotein transport. The transcript has 2 exons. Gene Ontology annotation, cellular component: cilium. Bases 179 to 895 code for a protein of 238 amino acids. Lineage: Eukaryota; Oomycota; Peronosporomycetes; Peronosporales; Peronosporaceae. The record is from RefSeq and is a predicted model, not a curated record.